GUGUGUGUGUGUGUGUGUAUGUUGUGUGGUAUGUACGCGUGUAUGUGUCGAUAUAUUGUGGCCUCCUCGAAAAUGGUUCGUGCAUUUUCGCAUGGCCGUUUUAUUUUCGCCUUUUAAAGAUUUAUAUAACAAGGCCUAAAUUCAGUUACUUAUUUAACACGCGUAUAUCUUUCACUGUUCAAACACAAAAGUUGACUUUUUGACUGUCAUGAAAGAAUAAAGAUAAUUUUUUAUCGCUAAAAAAUUCACUUGAAAGUCUACAGUUUACGAUCGAUCACGAUGAAAGAUAAUAUCAUUGUAAUCGUCAUUUAAACAUGAUAUUUAAUUGAAGAAUUUAUCAUUACUCGGAAUUUUUGAAAGGUGAAUGCGUGUCACAGAUUGUCAUUGUGCAAUUUCAUCUUGUUCAUUUCGAAUGACUUUACUAUCUCAAUAGGGUGGGCGAAUGUGUGAGGAAUAAAAAUAACAUAUAAAAGAGAAAAAGAAUAAAAAAUAAAAAUAAAAAAGGAAAAGAAUAAAAGAAAGUAAAAGAAAAAACAAAUUGUAAAAUUGAUGUGUGCCACUUAUUUAUUGUUUUGUCUUUUCUCUGUACGUGUUUCCUCUGGCACAAGUUGUAUACAAUAAAGGUUGAAUCGAUGAGAAAAGACUUUUAUAAUUCAUUUCUAGCGUGGGCGAAGCUUACAUUAGACGCGACUGGAAAGAUAACAGAAAACGAUACCGUUCAUGUCACCAAGAUAUCACGUUGAUUCAAAUGGUGUUAAGGUCGAAUGCGUUUUUUUAAUUGAGGAAGAAAACUUGUGUCCAAGUGCCGAAAGUGUUUUUCGCGAUAUAGAUAAAAGUGUGCCUGUUAACAACGUUUUGUUAGUUUAUCGUACUCAUUUUCAUGACAAAACUUCCACAAUAUAUGACUAACAUGAUAGACAUUUGGUUAUAAACUCUAACACCAGUUAUAUCUCAAAUACAUAAUAUCUUCGACUGAACCUGUCCUUUUCUUGGAUCAAUUAAAUUAUCAUUUAGAAACUUUAUUCUCGAGAACGAAGAAAUUUAACGAUGAAAUACAUCGGACAUUUAUUAGAUACAAUGAAGAAGCAGAUACAAUGAACUGUUAGUGUUUUUGAAGAUUACAACUUUAAUGAUCAUAAUAUAACAUAUUAAAUUGCCCCAAUAAGAUAUAUACUUCACCUUAAGAAUAAUAAGUAUAUGUAAAUAAAGGAGACGAAGGAGGAGGUUUUACUUGAAAUGGACUCAGUAGCGGUUACCGUUCCGCUUCGUCAACCAACGAAAAAAAUGAAGAAACGUAAGGAAUUGGAUGCACUUGCACCUCCGCAUGCUGUUUCCAGAAGAACUUCUGGAAAACGUAGUUCACAGGAAUUAUUGACAGAUAGCAGUGACGAACGUUCAGAAUAUUGGAACACUUCGACAAGAAGCAGUCGCAAAUGCAGAGGAAGAAGAAGCCAAGCCUGUCCGGGAUUUCUUAAGGCUUGUAGUGCCUUUUUGGCGUGCGCUUCUGUCUUAGCUACUGCUAGCUUAAUAUGGCUUUUUAUUGACGUUCGUCAACAACUCAGCGCCUUAAGAACGGAAUUGGAUCAAGUAAUUGCCGGUAAUGAGGGUGUUCCUGAUACUUUGCAAAAAUGCCAUUCUAUGUCGAGAGAUUUGCAAAAUAAUCAAACAGUUAUUUUUACUCAUCUCACAGAUCUCAGGCUACAAAUAAGUAAUGUUACCAUUCAGUUAGCGAAUAUACAACAUGGAUUGCAUCAAGUUCAAGAAUGGGUGCACGCUGCUCCGGAACUUGCUAAUGUUCCUAAAGAUUUAAAAGCACUUUCUACAACAGUUGUUUCGUUGGGUAGUCAAAUAAGCGAUUUGGAUUCGACCGUAACAAAGUUGAAAGAAACUAAUACACGUGUACAAAACUUUCAAACUACCGUGUUACAAAAUAUAACCAACAUACAGCACACUAUUUCUGAAUUGAGUAAUUUAACGCAAAAGCCUCAGAUCUUAACUACCAAUGAAACCAAAUUGAAAACCGAAGAAUUAAAUGCUGCGAUAUUGCAUGUAACAAAUAACUUGACGCACGUUAAUGAAACCCUUUCAAGAACUCUUCAAUGGGCAAGUGAAGAUCAGAAAAAAGAUCAUAAAAUAUUGAACUCCCUGUUGGAUACAACCCAAAAUGUUAGUACAAAGGUUAUAUCUUUGCAAGGAGAAUAUGCUAAAAUAUCUGAACAAAUAACUACAUUACCAUCGUUAACAGAACAGGUGAAGCAAAUACAUGCAGCCAGCAUAGAAUUAAACGAUAAACUAAAACGUUUGGAGCAAUCUUAUAUUGCUGUUAAAAAUUCAACUACUGUUAUGCUAAAUGCAAUAACGGAAAUGAAAAAUGAAAGAAAGAUUGUAAACGAGCAAGACACGAAAGAAAUGACUAAUGAAGGAAGUCAAAGCGUUCAGAGGAUAAGCACAAACACUUAAAUAUAAGAUAAAUAUAAGUAGAAUAUAAAUAAUAUUUCCAAAAUUGCGAUUUUCAAAACUAGCUCCUGCACGUUUGAUAAACAGUCUGUAGGUAACAUAAAAGAGAUGUGUAAUUGUAAAUACUAAUAAGAUAGGAAAGUUUAUGAAACUAUCUAUUUAGCAGGAAUUACAUAUAUAAACUCUGAGUCACGUAUGCCAUCUCAAAGAAAAAGAUGUUAUAUUGAAGUGUAUAAUAGAUAAAUUAAUUGACACAAUUAAAUGAACAUUCUAUGAGUGAAACUGUCUAUGAUCUUGUGAAAACUAUCUAUACCAAGCAAUAAUUUGUACAAUUAUGAUAUUAAAAUUCUGAUACAUUGAAAGUACAUACAUUUGGAAAUACUUACAAAGUACAAAAUCGACAUUUUUAUCAACAUUAUAUACCCUUAAUUAUAAAUUUCUACAGACAUUAUAGAAUGAUUCGUAUAUCCAUUUAGAUUUUUUCAAAUUACUUACAAACUCUUUGUUUAAAUAAGCACUUUUCAAAUGACACUUUCCGUCAAAUGGUUUAAAUUAUUCCUUAAUUUUCCUAGGAAUCAAAUAGUUAAUUAUUUGUUUUUCAUAAAAAUAUAUUUAGAAUAGUAUUGUUUAUAAGUAAUUAAGUCUAUAAAUAGGCACAAUGAGUGCUAUUUUGUACGACAAUCUAUAUGAAAAUAUGGUCAUAUAGAGGUAAUCAAAGCUACGCACAUUAUAAUAUAUGCGCAGUAUUAUACUUAAUUAGUCCAAAAUAUAAUUAAAGUCAUAUAUUGUAUAU
Messenger RNA from Polistes canadensis, 3250 nucleotides. RefSeq lists its product as uncharacterized. The coding region runs from base 1237 to 2460 and encodes 407 amino acids. The record is from RefSeq and is a predicted model, not a curated record. NCBI's taxonomy places the organism in Eukaryota, Metazoa, Arthropoda, Insecta, Hymenoptera, Vespidae. The transcript is spliced from 9 exons.